AUGGCCACUGAUGAGCAGAAAAUCACCCUAAAAGUCUUUGUGAACAAGACCAAGGACUGCGUUGCUUUUGUCGAAUCGGACUUGGAUUUCGUGGAUGUUCUACUCAGCUUCCUCACGCUACCUGUCGGCACCGUCGUCCGCCUUCUCAACAAGAAGUCGAACUUGGGUUGCUUCGAUAAGCUUUACCAAGGCGUCGAACGUCUCGACAAGAAAUACCUUGCCACGGAAGCGUGCAGAUCGAUGUUGACGAACCCGGUGAAUUCAUCUGGAGUAAAAUGCCAGAAGCUAAAGAUUAAUAUUGAUGAAAUGGGAGAGUUAUACACAUGCGAUACAACCCAAGUUUGCUCUUUUCGUGCGUUCAGCUAUUAUUCAAGCCUCGAAUGCCAUUGUGGUGAGGGCAUGGACGAGGCAAUUAGCUACGAUCUCAAUCAAGACAAUGUUAAUUACGAAGAGUGUCGUGGCGUAUUCAUCAGGGGGGAUAAAUUUCUUGUUACUGAUGCUCUUUUGGUAGCAUCGAUUGAGCACGCGACGUCGUCUUUUUUCGGUUGCUGUGGUGACUGGACUGGCCUCGAAGAGAGAUCGAUAGGAAUAAAACGAGCACAGGUUUGGCAUAUUCUUAAAAGAUCCCUCGUUUCCGACACUCCACUGACUGAUGUUUUAUUGCGCAAGGAGGGAGAUAUCUCCCCCAAGUUUUCAGUUCCUCCUCCUGUAAAAAAAACAGUCGCAAUCGAGGCGUUUGACAAGAAGAAGAUUAUAUACAAAAUCAAGCUGUCUCUUGUGGGGAACAAGGUGCUGUAUGCUGAAGCUAGUCAGGAUUUUGUUAAUGAAAUUUUCAGUUUCCUCACAUUCCCAUUGGGUACUUUAAAGAAGCAGCUGGGCGGUCGAUGUAAGAUUACAUGUCUUAAUAACUUGUAUGGCAGUGCAAGGCAAUUGCACACGUCAGGUUACAUGGUUGCAGGCUGCGAUGAGAGACUACUUAAUCCUAAGCUUCCGCCAUAUUUCAACUGCAACAAUCGAGUUAUUGAAGUAGAGGUGGCGAGGGAAGAAAUGUACUACGCAUGUGACUACCGCUGCAGACUAAGCGCAACGAGGUACUACUGCUCCUCGCCUUUCCAUUAUGGUAGAAAGGCAAAACGGGCACUGCUAAUAGAUCCCAAAACAUCACCCAAGAGAUUAGAUUUUCCUAAGGGAAGCUUCUGCAAGAAAUUAACGUACAUUGUUAGCGACGAACUGGUAGUCACCCCGUUCUCCUUCACAUCACUCUUUUCACUUCGCAGGCAAAUCUCUGAACCAGUCAAGAUGGUAGAGUUGGGCAUAGAUAAAGAAGAGGUUCUUGCUUUGCUUGAUGCUGCUUUGUCUUCGAGCACAGCGCUGACAGAUGCAUUUUUUGAUAGAGCUAAUGCGGCGCUCUGUUUGGUCGAUGAGAAGGGUGAAUGA
Zingiber officinale is the source of this 1437-nucleotide messenger RNA. RefSeq lists its product as uncharacterized. The record is from RefSeq and is a predicted model, not a curated record. The coding region runs from base 1 to 1437 and encodes 478 amino acids. The transcript is spliced from 3 exons. NCBI's taxonomy places the organism in Eukaryota, Viridiplantae, Streptophyta, Magnoliopsida, Zingiberales, Zingiberaceae.